AUGACAAUUGAAGCUCGGCAAAGAAAACGUCCAACUAAUGGACGCGUCUCGCCGUCGGAGGUGAAGCACUUCAUGUGUUACCUCUGCGGUGAUAUAUUCAAUCAGUCCAUUGAUUAUCAACGCCACUUGAUCGCAUAUCAUCAGCUUAUGUCGCUAUGCUAUCAAAUUUGGCACGCAAAGAAUGGACGAUCUACGUCGAGAAGAAAUGUGAUUCGAAACGAGCCGAGAAAUGCGAUUGACGAAGUAAUCGAUGCAGUUGCCAGCGACGGUAAAAAGAAAAGACGAGCAAGCAGUUUAGAUGAACCAACUGUUGAAGAAUUAGAGAAAUUGAGAGAUGUUGAGAUACCACUUGAUCAGAAAAAUAAAGAAUCAAAAUCGGAGAAGAAAGAGCCGAAGCACAAAAAGAAAAAAGAAUCUACUGAUGGAGAUGACGACAUCAUCAAACCAGAGAGAACAAUGUCUGACUUUUCGAAAAACUCGAAUAGAAUUUGCAAUAUCUGCGAUUCUCACUUCAAUGAUUUCUACCACUACGUUAAACACUACAUCGACGUUCAUCAUUAUAUGAUCGAUUCAAUAUACAUGCUUCUUUUUAACAAAAAUGGAACACAGUUCAAUCGCAAAAUCAGUCCGCCAGGAAAAUCAUGUGGAUCGUGCUAUAUUAAAUUCGACAGAAAUCAAUCAUACUUUGAGCAUCUUCUCGAGCAACAUACCGAAGACGUCAUUAAUGUUUUGUACAAAAAAUACAAUUCGACACACAGUGUUGAUGUUGAAGUGACGUUGAAAAACAAGACUGGACAGGACCUCGUCAAGAAUUACAAUAUUCUCAUUAAAGAUGUUCUGUCAGAGAUGGGUCUUGAUUAA
Molecule: messenger RNA, 861 nt
Organism: Caenorhabditis bovis
Lineage: Eukaryota; Metazoa; Nematoda; Chromadorea; Rhabditida; Rhabditidae
Source: the annotation of a GenBank genome assembly